This is a messenger RNA of Pieris macdunnoughi, 789 nucleotides long. NCBI's taxonomy places the organism in Eukaryota, Metazoa, Arthropoda, Insecta, Lepidoptera, Pieridae. The record is from the annotation of a GenBank genome assembly.
AUGCAGAUUUUCUUUUGCUCUAUUUCAAAAAGUGACACCAGCUGUGACAAGUCAAAUGUUGCCCUAAACGAAGGAAAUGUUGGCGAAAAUGGCAACUUGCCCUGGCUGGGAGUUCUACGAGUACAUAUACAUAAAGGCACAUUAUUCCAAACGGCUGUAACUGGUAUACUAUUAGUAAAGACCAACUUUGCUAUAGCCAAUUCGGGGGAUGUCAACAGAGUGUCUAAACACGUUCUUAAAACUGAUAGCAAAGCGAUGUUUAUAACAACGAAUAAAACACCUGUGUACUACAGAAUCAACGACGUGAUGACACAUCCGGAGUACGAAUUUGAAACAUAUAAUUCUAUCGCGUUAUUGGAAUUAAUUGUAAAUAUUUUUCAUGACAAAAAUCGAAAUUUGAAACCCAUAUGUUGGCCAAACUAUAUGUACAAUACGUCAACGGAUUUGUAUGCGCUAGGUUAUACCGAUGAAAAUAAAUUAUUGGAGAAAGUUGUAUACAAAAUGCAAUAUAUUACCCGACCAUUAUGUGACGAGUUUUACAAUAGGGCCAAUUUAGCACAAGAAUCCUUGCCGCAGUAUCAGUGUGGUUUUGCAAUAAAUAAUACUAAAAACUGUGAUUGGGAGAAUGGAAUGGUCUUCGCCUCGAAUUCAACCGGUACUUGGACUUUGAUUGGCUUUGGUUUACGUGGCCCAAGUUGCAGAGGACCAGUUAGAUUUUUGGACAUCUAUCCAUACCUCAAUUGGUUUAAAGCUGCCACAGAUCUUAUUGUGGCCAGAUACGAAAAAUAA